Messenger RNA from Plectropomus leopardus (leopard coralgrouper), 1264 nucleotides. RefSeq names its product vasoactive intestinal peptide (gene vip). Lineage: Eukaryota; Metazoa; Chordata; Actinopteri; Perciformes; Serranidae. Gene Ontology annotation, biological process: regulation of protein localization; adenylate cyclase-activating G protein-coupled receptor signaling pathway; epinephrine secretion. The record is from RefSeq and is a predicted model, not a curated record. Gene Ontology annotation, cellular component: extracellular region; neuron projection. Gene Ontology annotation, molecular function: peptide hormone receptor binding; neuropeptide hormone activity.
UGGAGAUACAGCAGCGGCUCCAGAUCAGGACUUUGGACAACGCAGCAGCGGACUGAACAAAAAGCAGACAACUUUCUCCACAGCAAAUGUGUAAAGCGAUGUUACAAAGGACCGGCCCCCAGCUGCUUUUCCUAAUAGCCCUGUGCAGUGUGUUAUACUCCCGGACUCUGAGUCUACCAUACACAUCCAUGAGACCAUCGAGACACGCAGACGGUCUGUUCACCAGCGGAUACAGCAAACUCCUCGGACAACUAUCAGCGAGGAGGUACCUGGAGUCUCUGAUCGGAAAGCGGGUCAGUGACGAGCUGAUGGAGGAGCCAGUGAAGCGCCACUCAGACGCCAUCUUUACAGACAACUACAGCCGCUUCCGCAAACAGAUGGCCGUCAAGAAGUACCUGAACUCAGUCUUAACAGGAAAGAGAAGCCUAGAAGAUCCUGGAACCAGCGACCCAGAGGAGACAAGGGAUGACCCCAACACCUUCCAGGAGAGCUACGAUGACAUCAACGUAGAUCACCUCCUAAACAACUUUCAUCUGCCACUUUGAGGAGGGACCCGUGCUCGAGUGAAUACCUCAAGUCAUCCUCAUGAAGCCACCCAUUCCAAAAACAACACAGUAUUAAUCCAAAGGACAUUUGAUGGUCAAAUCAGCCAAUGAUGAUGUGUUCUCUAAUGUGGUUAUCUAUCUAUUCAUCCACACAGUACAUGUUUACACUGUAUAUAUACAGUACAUAUACGACACUAUAUAGACUCUUCGGGCUGCACUGAGCAACAUGUGUGUCCACGUGCAGUUUGAUCAAUCAGCUUUUGGAAACAGAAACUGGAAACAAACAGAAGUAUCACAUUUACUUCCUUUCUAAGUUCACUGUUGUUCCAUUGACUUUCAAUGAAACCGUUUCUCUCCGAGUAAAAUUUGUCCCAUUAACUUUCAGUUACACAUUUGAGCCACUGAAUGUCAAUGGAACAGCAUAUUUUAAUAGUAUGCCUUUUGUUUCACUCGUUAAAGGAUACAUUGACUUUCAAAGUAGAAAGCUUUCAACUAAUCUUCAUUAAAACAGUAGCACCAUUGACUUUCAGUGAAGUCACUGACUUGCAGAAAUGUAAGUGAAGCAGACUGUACCAUUAACUUUAAUUGAAGCACGACUGUAUUUGCUUUUCAUAAGAAAAUUCUUGUAUAAAAUGGAAUUCAACAUUAAUUUGUCACAGUGUUUUUCAAUGUCAAACUUUCAAUGUGACCAUUUUUGCCCAAUAAUAUUUUAAUGAGAC